Molecule: messenger RNA, 3420 nt
Organism: Vicia villosa (hairy vetch)
Lineage: Eukaryota; Viridiplantae; Streptophyta; Magnoliopsida; Fabales; Fabaceae
Product: pentatricopeptide repeat-containing protein At5g64320, mitochondrial
Exons: 2
Coding region: 186-2312 (708 amino acids)
Molecular function (GO): protein binding
Source: RefSeq, a predicted model, not a curated record
AAAAUUAAAUUGGUAGAACUUAGAAGUGAGAGCGACACCGUAAAGAAAAGCGCCGCCGAGGUUCUGUAUUUCUAUCGAGCAGCAACAUUGGAGGCGACUGUGAUAGAAUUGCAGCAUUCAGUAUCACGACCCAACUCCCAUUUUCUCAAUUAGGGUUAGUUCCCUAACUCAAAUUUCUCACCUUAAUGUUGAAAACCCUCAAAUCCCCAAUUCACAUCACUAGAACCAUUCUACUUUGCAUAAAAAUCCCAUCUUUUUCACUAUGCACAACAACAUCACUCAGAAGAAACGAUGAAUCAGAAACUGACACAGAAUGGGAAAAAUUGCUCAAACCCUUUGACCUCAAACAACUCCAAAGGUCACUCAAUCCAAUUACCCCAUCUCAGCUUUAUAAAUUGCUGGAACUCCCUCUUGAUAUUCCCACUUCAAUGGAGUUGUUUGAAAAAGCUGGUUCACAACGAGGGUAUUGUCACUCUUUUUAUGUUUAUUAUCUCUUAAUUGAUAAGCUUGGUGAUGUUGGUGAGUUCAAAAUUAUAGAUAAGUUGUUGAAACAAAUGAAAGAAGAAGGUGUUGUGUUUAAAGAAUCGAUUUUUAUUUUGAUUAUGAGAUAUUAUGGGAAAGCUGGUUUACCUGGUCAAGCAACUAGGCUUUUGUUGGAUAUGUGGAAUGUUUAUUGUUUUGAACCGACGUUUAAAUCAUAUAAUGUUGUGUUGGAGAUUCUUGUUGCUGGAGAUUGUCCUAAGGUUGUGCCUAAUGUUUUCUAUGAUAUGUUGAGUAGAGGGAUUUCGCCGACUGUUCAUACGUUUGGUGUGGUUAUGAAAGGCUUUUGUAUGGUUAAUGAGGUUGAUUCGGCUUGUUCGCUUUUGAGGGAUAUGACGAAGCAUGGUUGUGUUCCGAAUUCUGUUAUUUAUCAGACGUUGAUUCAUGCACUUUCGGAGAGUAAUAGAGUGAAUGAAGCGAUGAAGUUGCUUGAGGAAAUGUUUUUGAUGGGUUGUGAACCGGAUGUACAGACGUUCAAUGAUGUUAUUCAUGGACUUUGUAAAGAUGGUCGGAUUCAUGAGGCGGCGAAGUUGCUUGAUCGAAUGCUUCUUCGAGGUUUUACUGCCGAUGCUCUAAUUUACGGGUAUUUGAUGCAUGGUUUGUGUAGGAUGGGGCAAGUUGAUGAGGCAAGGUCGUUGUUAAGCAAAAUUCCUAACCCUAAUACAGUGCUUUAUAACACGUUGAUUAAUGGUUAUGUUGCUACUGGAAGGUUUGAAGAAGCUAAGAGUCUUUUGUACAAUAACAUGGUAAUUUCCGGCUUUGAGCCUGAUGCGUUCACGUUUAACAUAAUGAUCGAUGGACUUUGCAAGAAAGGGCAUUUGGUCUCUGCUUUUGAAUUCUUGAAUGAAAUGGUAGAGAAAGGUUUUGAUCCUAAUGUGAUCACUUACACUAUAUUGAUAAAUGGUUUCUGUAAGCAGGGCCGGUUCGAGGAAGCUUUUGAAGUUGUGAGUAGCAUGUCAUCCAAGGGUGUUAGUCUGAAUACUGUCGGCUACAAUUGCUUGAUCGGUGCUCUUUGUAAAGACGGGAAGAUUCAAGAUGCCUUGCAGAUGUAUAAUGAAAUGUCAAGCAAAGGAUGUAAACCCGACAUUUACACAUUCAAUUCUUUAAUAUAUGGACUAUGCCAGAACAAUAAGAUGGAAGAAGCGCUGGGUUUGUAUCAUGACAUGUUCUUGGAGGGUGUUAUUGCCAACACUGUAACAUACAAUACAUUGAUUCAUGCAUUUCUUAGGGGAGAUUCAAUUCAACAAGCGCAUAAGCUUGUUGAUGAAAUGUUAUUUAGAGGGUGCCCCCUUGAUAAUAUUACUUAUAAUGGCCUUAUUAAAGCUCUUUGUAAAACCGGGGCAAUUGAGCAAGGUUUGGGAUUGCUCGAAGAAAUGCUUGGGAAAGGGAUUUUUCCAAAUAUUUAUUCUUGUAAUAUUCUGAUAAAUUCCUUCUGUAGAACUGGAAAAGUAAAUGAUGCUCUUCAGUUUCUUCGAGAUAUGAUUCAUCGUGGCUUGACACCAGAUAUAGUUACUUAUAACUCCUUGAUUAAUGGUCUUUGCAAGAUCGGCCGCGUUCAGGAGGCUUUGAACCUUUUUAACGGGCUUCAAGCUGAAGGAAUUCGUCCUGACGUGGUUACAUACAACACACUGAUCAGUACGUACUGCUACGUGGGGUUGUUUAAUGAUGCAUGUCUGCUUUUGUACAAAGGUGUGGAUAAUGGUUUCAUACCUAAUGAAAUCACUUGGUCAAUAUUGAUAAAUUAUUUUGUAAAAAAGUAUCAAAGGGAGUAAAUACCUUGCUCUAGAUUUAUUCGGUGGAACGGAGAGCUUCUUCUCAUUAAAAUGCCAAUUUGGUGUUUUAAAGCUCAUGCCAUAGGAGAUUACCAUGGAAUGUAGAGCUUCUUCUCUAUGAAGCAAAUAUUUUCUAUCCAGCUCACUUCAUGUUGCUCCUUGAUUUGAAUUGUCUGAUAGUAUUCUGAUUCUGAGCUAAUGUUGAAUCUCACUUUUGAUAACUCUACUAUGCUCAUGGGAAAUCAGGACUUUUGGCUAGCCGUGAUAAUCUGCCACGUUUUGUCUAUGCAUUGCCAUUUUUAUGUUGCAGAUUUUUGGCUAUCCACCAUCCAUCGUUGAUAACACUGGCUGAAGCAUGCAUUCACUUUUAAUGCAAGUAAGAGGUAGCCAUCAUUCUUUGCCAGGUGCUGAACUGUUGACAACAUUUCUGAUUUACCUGCUCCCUUUAACCAAGAUUUACCAUUUUCAUGGUGUUGUGAUGUAUUUGGCAAGUUAAGGUCAAGUUAAUGAUUUCUUAGUUAGUGUGCCUCAGGUGUCAAAGAUUGUGAAUGUACAUUAGUCGUCCGUUAAUGUUUCUCUUUGAUGUGCCAAGCCUGGGAAGUAUUGGCAAUUUGAAUGAUUCAUUGUCUUGUCAUUGCUAUUUUCUGCUUCAAACUGUGGUGGCACCAUGGCCACUGAUAUCCCACUAAGUUCUAACAUGACAACUCCAAGUUUUAUGGAUGGAUCUGAUUUCUUUCGGUCUUCUGAAAAAGCCGACCAAGCAAAUACGCCAACUGAACCUUUGUUAAGGCAGAUGCUAAACAGAUGAAGUAUAUGCUCUGCAGAGUUAGGUGCACCAAGCAAACAACCAACCAACUACUUCUGUAAGACAUUAAACUACAGGUGAUACCACAACUCAUGGAGGAUUUUGUGUUCCUUGAAGAGCAGCUGAAAAAGUCUUUCCGCCGCUCGUAGGUCAUAUUGACUUAGUGAUUUUGUCUGCUAUAGUUGAUAUGCUGUAAUUAGCUUGUCAGAAUAUGGACUUGAUAUUUGAUAAAUAUGACUAAAAAUUGUAAUUCAAUUGUAUGAUAUUUCUGCCUAUCUAAGACUGAAAAAUAUGGCUAUAUAA